GAAACACCGCCGCGGUUUCCACCUCUCUUCAAAGCCCCAUUUCUUUAUAUAUUGCCCCCCUUACCCCCAUCUUCCAUUUCUUCUCUUCAAACUCUCCCAAAACUUCCAUACCCAUCAUCAGAAUCUGCAGAUGGAGUCUCCCACUCAACAAGCAGCCAGGAGAAAGCAUUGUUUCAUGGAGGAAGAUGAUGGGCUGGCCUCCAUAGUCCCAGAUCUAGAGUCUGGGUGCUCUGAAACUCAGACUAGUCAUAUGAAUGUUAAGAUCAGUAAUGGUAGUCUGAUCUCUAGGCCUCUCUAUUUGCAGAGAAGGAGCAGUUUCAGAAACCUCUCAUCUUACUUUGUCCCUUCACCUAGAUAUGGUGGUGGUGCUGGAACUGGUGGGAGAUUCUUCAUGACUGAGGCCAGAUUUGAAGGGGUUCAUCAGCCACAUUUCCUGGACUCUUGUUUUCUCUGCAGAAAGCCCCUCGGGAACAGAGAUAUCUUCAUGUACAGAGGGGACAUACCAUUCUGCAGUGAAGAGUGUAGACAAGAACAGAUAGAUAUGGAUGAAGCAAAGGAGAAAAGUUUGAACCUUUCAGCAUCCAUGAAGGCCUUAAGGAACAAGGACCAGAAAAAAUCUUCUUCUCCUACCAAAUCCUCUCCCCAGGGCUACAAUUUAGGCACAGUAGCUGCUGCUUACGCAUGAGUAUAGGAAAGUAAUUAAUUCCCUUGCAGGAAGGAAGAAGCUACUAGACUAAUGAGGAAGUUUCUUUUUUUUACAGUAGUAUUUUUUAUAUGCUGGAAACUUUUCCCAGAUCAGUAAAAUAUUGUAAAAUAUACAUGCUGGGAUGAGGAGGGCUAUUUUGGCUGUGAAGAAAAGUGUGAUGGCCCUCUUCAAUGGUGGUCUGCCAAAGUAUUUUUUCUUCUUUGGUUCCCUAUGUAGGUUUCUAUGAUGCAUAUGUGAAGCAAUUAUAUAUAAUAGAACUUCCACUUUGUUUAUCUCAGAGCACAAGUUUUAUUACUGUGAUUUUUGAUUCAUGAUUACGAAUGUUUAAUUUGUUGAAGUUUUGUUACUG
Molecule: messenger RNA, 1055 nt
Organism: Cuscuta epithymum
Lineage: Eukaryota; Viridiplantae; Streptophyta; Magnoliopsida; Solanales; Convolvulaceae
Source: the annotation of a GenBank genome assembly